CCCAGGACACUAUUUAAGGCUGCACUGACAUCGAGGACCUUCAGUCUGACCGACACAGACCAACUUCUGAGAGAAGAGAUGGAGACCUUUCUUUCUUUUUUGCUCCUGAUUUGCUCUGUCUCUGCAGCUCAGCUCACUACAGAGCCUGACAGUGACAUUAAGGCACAUUUGCUGAAAACUGAAACAAAAGGAGAGGAAACAGCAAAAACUUCAAACAACCAACAAAGCUGCACACCUGACAUCCAUGCUGUGCUGAGGGAGAUGAGCGCAACACUGGCUGUACUGAAGUAUGAAAUAAGAGAUCUCCAAAGAGAGAACGAAGCAAAGGACAGCGAACUGGAGUUGCAAAAAAUUGAGCUGGACAAACUGAAGACAAAGCAGCAAGCUCUAACUGGAGAACUGGUGACCAUUAAAUCCAGAGCAAACAUCACAGAAAACCAUGUGGAGGCUCUGAGGAGAGACGGGGAAGUAAAGAAAGUGGCGUUUUCAGCCUCCGUGGUGGCUUCAGGAGAAAAAUACAUCGGACCAUUUAACACUCAAACAACUCUGGUCUUCAGAUAUGUUGUUACAAAUAUUGGAAAUGCCUACAACCAUAAUACAGGUUUUUUCACAGCACCAGUGAGAGGAGUCUACCACUUUGAGAUACAUGUUGGUGCACAUGGACAUGCCUCCAAACACUUCGCCGUCAGCCCGAGGCGUCCUCUCGAAGCAGCUUCGCCAGGAGCCCACCACACGCCCGUCCGAGGCGCGCCCACGGUUUUGUAG
Molecule: messenger RNA, 765 nt
Organism: Salarias fasciatus (jewelled blenny)
Lineage: Eukaryota; Metazoa; Chordata; Actinopteri; Blenniiformes; Blenniidae
Exons: 6
Coding region: 79-765 (228 amino acids)
Molecular function (GO): protein binding
Source: RefSeq, a predicted model, not a curated record